This is a messenger RNA of Rotaria socialis, 1002 nucleotides long. NCBI's taxonomy places the organism in Eukaryota, Metazoa, Rotifera, Eurotatoria, Philodinida, Philodinidae. The record is from the annotation of a GenBank genome assembly.
AUGAGUGGAAGUCGAAUAUUGUAUAAUGUUCCAUGUUCAGUUUGUCACGACAAUUCAUCUGGCAAACAUUAUAGCGUAUAUGCAUGCGAUGGUUGUGCUGGCUUUUUCAAGCGGUCAGUACGGCGCAAUCGUAUUUAUCAUUGUAAAAAUCGAAAUAAAUGUGUUGUGGAUAAAUAUCGACGAAAUCAAUGUCGAGCUUGCCGUUAUCGACGAUGUCUUGAUGCAGGCAUGAAUAAAGAUGCUGUUCAAAAUGAACGCGGUCCUCGACAAUCCUUUCCCGAUCGACAUAUGCAUAUAACAGGCUCGUUUGGUGUUAAGCCAGAGUCAACAUAUGUUCCUACGGCAACACAAGUACCUUUGUCUAAUAAUCAUGUUCAAUCAACACCAUUAUUUAAACUUGAUUUAUAUGUUUAUGAAAUGGCUGCUCGUAUUCUUUUUUAUAUGGUUCAUUGGUUACGUUCAUUAAAAGAAUUUCAGAUGAUUAGCGUAAAAGAUCAGAUUGCUAGUCUUCUUCGUUGUUGGCAUGAGCUAUUUGUUUUAACUUUAUGUGAAUAUAAAUUUGAUGUACCAUGGAUAAAUUUAAUUCAUUCUGCGAACCGAUCAAAUGGCUUAGGAUUGAAUACAGAUGGAAUUGAUAUAAAAAAUCUAUAUUUAAUGCAAGAUAUUUAUAAUCGUAUUCAACAAAUGAAUCUUGAUUGUGUUGAAUAUUUUCAUUUGAAACUUUUAUUACUUUGUCGAUGGAUAGAUCCAAACAUGAAUAAUAAUAAUAAUAUGAAUGGACAUACUUUAUUUGGUGAUCAUCUGAUAGCAUUAGAAACUCACGUACGUCGUACAUAUCCACUUCAACUACAACGUUUCGAACAAUUAAAAUCUCUAUUAACUAAUUUACGGGCAGUUUCGUCACCAGAAAUUCAAAAUGUUUUCUUUAAAAAUGUUCUCGGAUAUUGUUCGAUCGAAUUAAUUCUACGAAAUUUAUAUGAAACAAUAACGGUAUCUUUGUAA